CCGACUUAAACCGCAGUAUCUCCUGUUGACCUGCUGUGCCCCUAUUAUCGGCCAUUGCGGAGUGACGUUUCACCACCAAAACUACAUAAACAACUCCUUGCGCUGGACAUUCACCUCGAUUGUUCUGGCAUCGUCGAAUUAAUCUUUAUUCUAUCUGAAGAAUUCCUCGUUCAGAGUCAAGGUCAAACCUGCAGCAUGCCACCAUCUCCCCUGAACAUCCCUCACCGCCAUCCCGAUACCAACGGCGGCUUCGAGCCCCUCUCCCCGGGCACCUAUGGGAACGAAUUCCCUCACAGUUCCAGCCCUCCACGCACAGCAACCCCUCCCACCCCCGGCACGCCCCGCCAACAAGGCAUGAUGAAUGUGAACGCCCCCCACCGCGGCUCCGUCGACGUCGACCUUACCGGCACCUCCGCAGAUGUAGGCGGCGGUGCGGGCCUGGGCAACCUCGCAGAUGAACUAGCAGACGCAUGGGAGGAAGAAGAAGAAGAAGAAGAAGAAGAAGAGGGGUAUGGAUACGGGUAUGGGUAUGCGUCGGGGCAGGAGACUCAUAACGGUCCCGUGGAUUCACAGCAGCAGGAUGUGAGUGAUGGGGAGGAGGAUUAUGAGAUGGGGGGCGGUGGUGCGAGGACGCCGUCGUCGGGGUAUUCAGUUGAGCAUAAUACAUUGCAUCCGCCGAAGCCGAAGGGGAGGAAUGCGGCUCAGAGGCAUAGGCGGCAUGAGUCGCAGUAUGAUGGGUCGGAUUAUGGGAAUGAUUCGGAUCUAGAGGAGGCGGCGGAUAUCUCGCCUAGUUUGGAGGGGCAAAUGGCGGAGAUUGAGAGUCUGGCGAGACGGGGGAUGGAGAAUAAUGGUAGUGAGAAUGAUCAUGUUAUCAAGCGGGCUGUUGAAGCCCUGCGGGAUUUGGGUGGUCAGAGUGGAAUUGAGAAUAAUGCCAUGCGACUCAUCACAGCACACACCUCUAUCACAUCGCAUCUAACCCACCAAACCCGCACCCUCCAAACCCUCACCCACCCCCUCCUCUUCUCGCCCUUCCCCCUCCUCUCCGAAGACGCAAUCGAUGCCCUCAUCCCCUUAAUCGACGCCGAACUCCUCCCAAACCUCCCCUACCCUUUCCCCGGCCAAGCACGCCACAGCCACUCCUCCCACUCAAAUUCAACCUCACACUCACACUCUCGCACCCACUCACAACCACAAGCACACGCAAACCCUCUAUCCUCCCUCCAAACCCUCAUCUCCCAAACCUCCGACCUAACCCACUCGCUCCAAGGCCUCAGCGACACGCUCUACGAAUCCCGCCAACUCACAUCCACCGCCUCACGCCGGCUGCGCUCAGCCCGGGAACUUGUUUCCGAAUUACGACGUGAGGAAGAAGGGCGCGAGGAAGGGUCCAGGUGGCUUGAACGCGGGGAUUGGGAUCGGAAGUUGAAGGAGAGGGAGGCGGGGAGGGAGUGUGGGGAUGUGGUCAGUGGGUUUGAGGCUGUUUGUGGGGAGUGGAGGGAAAGGUUGUUUGGGGCUGCGGCUGGGGAGGUUGCUGCUGCUUGAUGGGUGAUUUUUGUGCUUUGCUUGAAUGUUGGUUGUUGAUUUGUUGGAGUUGGAGUUGCAGAUGAUACCUUUGGAAGAUCGACAUUUACUAGUACUUAGAUGAUGUAUACCCCUGAGUACGGUAUAUAAAUAUUUCUCUUCAUGUUUAUAGGUUUAUUUUUUCAAGGAACAACGGGACAUACAGAUACUUCGUUGAGUAGAUAACUGACUUAUGGCACCGAAGUGCCAUGUAGAUGAUUCCAAUCCUCAGAUAUUGGAGACUUUCGAGCUUAGGAAAAGCAUACAGAGGCAAGUCAAAUUAAUCAUAUAUCACCCACAGGUAGAGAAACAGCGUCAGUCUAGCUGACACU
This is a messenger RNA of Aspergillus glaucus CBS 516.65, 1892 nucleotides long. RefSeq lists its product as uncharacterized. The record is from RefSeq and is a predicted model, not a curated record. The transcript has 3 exons. Lineage: Eukaryota; Fungi; Ascomycota; Eurotiomycetes; Eurotiales; Aspergillaceae. Bases 196 to 1542 code for a protein of 448 amino acids.